Messenger RNA from Centrocercus urophasianus (Greater sage-grouse), 596 nucleotides. RefSeq names its product thioredoxin domain containing 17 (gene TXNDC17). Gene Ontology annotation, cellular component: cytosol. The record is from RefSeq and is a predicted model, not a curated record. Gene Ontology annotation, molecular function: protein-disulfide reductase [NAD(P)H] activity. The transcript is spliced from 4 exons. NCBI's taxonomy places the organism in Eukaryota, Metazoa, Chordata, Aves, Galliformes, Phasianidae. The coding region runs from base 63 to 431 and encodes 122 amino acids.
AGUACGGCAUACGGGACGGGGCCGCGCCUUCCCGCCCUCGGUUGCCGCUUCCCGCAGGCGCCAUGGGUUGGGAGGAGAAGCAGGUCCGCGGGUACGGCGAAUUCGUGCAGACGGCGCAGCGCUACCACGGUCGGCCGAUCUUCGCGCUCUUCUGCGGCGACAAGGAUGCUGAGGGCCGGAGCUGGUGCCCGGACUGCGUGACUGCUGAACCAGUUGUGAGGAACGAACUUCAUAACAUGCCUGAUGAAUCAGUGUUCAUCUACUGUCUUGUUGGAGACAGAGCCUACUGGAAAGAUCCUAACAAUGAAUUCAGGAAGAAUCUGAAACUAACAGGAGUGCCUACACUACUUAAAUACGGAACACCGCAGAAGUUGGUUGAAGAAGAAUGUUUUAAAGCAGAUCUUGUGCGUAUGUUGUUUACUGAAGAUUAAAUCCUCCAGUAGUCAACCAUUUAUGAAGAUGUUUGUCUUGUUAAUUGCAUUGCUCUUUCCUGGAAUCCUCACUUUUUUUUUUCCCCCCCAAACUGUCAUGGUAAAUUACUUUUGUCUAAUCAAGAUGAAUGUCAUUAAAUUCUAGGUUCAAACCUUUUCACUAAA